Molecule: messenger RNA, 1527 nt
Organism: Candida albicans SC5314
Lineage: Eukaryota; Fungi; Ascomycota; Pichiomycetes; Serinales; Debaryomycetaceae
Gene: DJP1
Product: Djp1p
Exons: 1
Coding region: 1-1527 (508 amino acids)
Biological process (GO): protein import into peroxisome matrix
Cellular component (GO): cytosol
Source: RefSeq, a predicted model, not a curated record
AUGGUAGUCGAUACUACGUAUUACGAUCUUUUAAACAUUGAAACCAGUGCCACAUCAUUAGAAAUCAAAAAGGCGUAUCGUAAAGCUGCGAUUAAGUUACAUCCAGAUAAGAAUCCCAAUGAUCCUGAUGCCGCCGCUAAAUUCCAAGAAGUUGGUGAAGCAUAUCAAGUAUUGAGUGAUGAAACGUUAAGAGCAAAAUAUGAUAAAUAUGGUAAACAGGAAUCAAUCCCUCAAGAAGGGUUUGAAGAUCCCGCUGAAUUUUUUUCCAUGAUUUUUGGUGGUGAAGCAUUUAAAGAUUGGAUUGGAGAAUUGAGUUUGUUACUGGAAUUAUCAAAAUCAGCUGAACUAUCUGGAUAUUCUGAUGAUGCAGACAAGAAAAAGGAUACUAAGACUGCUGGAACUGGGUCUGAUGAGUCAAAGGAAUCCAAUGAAUCGAAGAAACAAAAGCUUGACACUACAGAGAAUGGCCACAAAUCAUCAACUGAACCUCGCUUAUUAGCAAAUGGUGAAAAUACUCCUGGAAACCAGUUAACUGAAAAGGAACUCGAAGAGAAAAAACGUAAGGAGGAAUUGGAAAAGUUUGAAGAAGAGUGUCGAGUGAAAAAAAUCGAAACUAGAAAUGAAUUGAGUAAAAAAUUGAUUAACAAAUUAUCGUUAUUCACUGAAACUGAUAUGAAAGAUGAUGUAGUUGAGUCUUUCCAAACUAAAAUCAAAUAUGAAGCUGAAUCUUUGAAAAUGGAAAGUUUUGGAUUAGAAAUUUUACACACUAUUGGACAUAUUUAUAAAACCAAGUCAAAAAUAUUUUUGAAGAACCAGACAUUUUUCGGUUGGGGUGGGUUUUGGUGGUCAAUGAAGGAAAAAGGGGGUGUUGUGAAAGAUACGUUUAAGACAGUUUCGGCUGCAUUAGAUGCACAAAGAACAAUGGAAGAGUAUACACAAAUGCAACAGGACAAUGAGUAUCAUGCUAAAAAGGAAGCAGAAGAGGAAGAAGCCAAGAAACAAGCUAACGAAGAAGUAUCUAAAUUGGAGAAAGAGUUGGAAGAGGUGAAAAAGGAACAACAACAACAAAAGUCUCAAGAUAAGCCGGCUGCUGAAACUGAAGGUAGUUCGACUGGUGAUUCUCAACUCAAAGAAGGACAAGAAGCAGAAGGAAGUGUCAGCAAAUUUGAAACUAAAGAACCUGCCAAACACACUGCUGAAGAAUUGGCUGAAAUGGAAAAAUAUCUUAUGGGUAAAGUGUUAGCAGCAGCAUGGAAUGGAUCAAAAUUCGAGAUUCAAGGUACUGUCCGUGCUGUUUGUGAUAACAUAUUGGAGGACAAAGAUGUGUCACUUGAGACUAGAGUUGCUCGUGCCAAAGCAUUAAGACUAAUAGGUGAUGUUUUUGUUUCUAUGACACGUACAGAAGCUGAAGCUGAAGAAGCAAGGGUUUUUGAAGAAUUGGUCGCAGAAGCAAGUAAAAAAAGAGAAAAGAAAAAGACACCAACUGAAGCAGAGCAACAACAAGAACGUGCUGAACACGCUUCUUGA